AUGGCAGGCCGCGUCAAGCGCGUCUCGUACGCGCUGGCCCGGACGUCAUCUCAGUUCCUCCCCUUCUCGACGACCGCCGCCAUCGCCCCCAUCUCCACAAUUCGCCGCGUCGCCAGCACCAACCAAGACCGAGGAUGCAGCGACGUCGCAGUUUAUCCGAGCUCGAUGGCCAUGGAUCAUGACGCGACCACGCCCACCAGCCGGAAGCGACAGCUCCCCCAGGCAGAUGCCGCGCCGGCCUCGACCCCGGCGUCCAGCAAGCGCAUCAAGCUCGACGGUGCGAGCCCUCAGUCGCCCUCGACGCCCAGAGCCCUAAACGCCAUUGCCUCGGCCAUCUCAGGCGUCUUUGGAUAUGCCCGCCAACAGCAGAAGCCUGCAGAUAGCGGCACCGCUUCUGAAAGCACUUCUCAGCCACACGCCGCAAAUGGCAAUGUUCUUGCAGCCAACCCCUCUUCGCAAGCCCCCGCUGUCCCCCAUAUCCGGCCGGCAAUAAAAUUGGCGGCGCUCAGAGGAACAAAAUGGGACAAAGGGGAUAUUGUCGGCCCCAAGCUGGCAAGGAAAUCGGCGGCCACUUCAACGAGGGCGACACCGAGCAAGGCCCGAGGUCGGCCAAAGAAUGGCAGUGCAGCGUCCGCUUCGAAUCGCCGCCCCAACGGCGCACCCCCAAAUGGACUCGCCACCGACGACGGUUCUGGCCCUGCCGAUGAGCUUGCUCCCAUAGACUUCAUCGCCGAUACACCAACAAAGAACCGUUCCGUACCGCCCAAAUCCCGCACUGGGAUGACCCCCAAGGGAAUCUUGACUCCUACCAAAAAAAGGGGCCGCCCACCGAAAAGCGUCACCUUUAACAAAGGGCUUAGCGGCGAGGUGUUUUUCGAAGACCUGCCCAAGACUCCCAGCGCCAAAAAGUCCCGGGCGUCCAGGAAGAAGGAGGCGGAGGCAGAAGAGAAUGAUGACGAGAUUCGGUGUGCAAUAUGUUCAAAGCCAGAUUCCAAGGCGCCCAACGAGAUCAUCCUCUGCGACAAUUGCGACUUUGCCGCUCACCAGCUGUGCUAUGAAGUGUCAGAGAUUCCAGAGGGUGAUUGGUUGUGCAAAUCUUGCGCCCAAGAAGACGUUCUCCAGACCCCGAGCAGGCCUGCAGAUGCUGGCAGGAUAAAUGCCCUCGCUGCCCCCGCCCCCGCGGAAAUCCCCGACAUACCCAACUUGGAGCAGCACCUACGCUCGUUUCAGCGGGUUCUCCUGGACAGGUGUUGUGGGCGGCGGCGCAUACGCAUGUUUGGGCACGACGAAUCCUACGACAAGGCGCGUCAGUUGGUUGAGCAAACGGUCGUUGCUGGAGAGGGCAACUCCAUGUUGAUGAUAGGGCCCAGGGGUUGUGGCAAAACGACGAUGGUGGAGAACAUUAUACUGGACUUGUCACAAGAGCAUCGGCACCUGUUUCACGUCGUCAGACUCAGUGGCUUUAUCCAUACCGACGACAAGCUUGCACUUAAGGAGAUAUGGCGUCAGCUCGGUAAGGAGAUGGAGGUUGAGGACGAACUCGUGAGCAGGACAAACUACGCAGACACCAUGGCAUCGCUGUUGGCAUUGCUAUCGCACCCGUCGGAAAUCACGGGAGCGGACGAGGGCGUGACUUCGCAGUCAGUCGUUUUCAUCAUUGACGAGUUUGACAUGUUUGCGUCUCAUCCACGGCAGACACUGCUGUACAACCUAUUUGACAUUGCGCAGUCUCGCAAAGCGCCGAUCGCAGUGCUAGGCUGCACGACGCGGCUCGACGUGGUGGAGAUGCUCGAGAAGAGAGUCAAGAGUCGCUUCAGCCAUCGAUACGUUUACCUUUCGCCGCCUAGGUCGCUUCCUGCCUUCUGGCAAGUGUGCCGGCAUGGCUUGAUGAUUGACCGGACGGACGUGGACAAGGAGGGGAUUGAUGCAGGCCUGGAGGGCUACGAGGAGUUUCAUAAGUACUGGACUCGAAAAAUUGAGGAGCUCUACAAGCAGCGGGCGUUCCAGAACCUGCUGCAGUACCAUUUCUUCACGACCAAAUCAGCAUCGGCAUUCUUUACGGAGUGGAUCUUGCCGCUGUCGUCGGUUUCGGCGCGAGACGCGACGCUGAACUGCCCGACGGCUGGUGCAGAGCUUACGUCGCUGGCGCCACCCGACUCUCGACUGCAGCUUCUGCCGACGCUGUCGGAGCUGGACCUGGGCAUGCUCAUCGCGGCGGCCAGGCUAGACAUUGUGGCUCACACAGACACGGUCAACUUUGCUAUGGCCUACGACGAGUACAGCGGGUUGGUGGGAAGGCAGCGGGUGCAGUCGGCAACGUCGGGGAUGCUGGCGGUGGGAGGCAGCGCGCGGAUCUGGAGCCGCGGAGUGGCGGGCAUCGCGUGGGAGCGGCUCAUCUCGCUGGGGAUGCUCGUGUCGGCGGGCAUCGGGGGCAGCAGAGCGCCGGGCCACGGGGGGCUCGACGGCAAGAUGUGGAAGGUGGACGUGGCGCUCGAGGAGAUCCCGUCGGCAGUGAAGCUGGGCGCCGUGCAGGCCAAGUGGUGCCGAGAGAUUUAG
Messenger RNA from Hirsutella rhossiliensis, 2556 nucleotides. RefSeq names its product AAA ATPase domain-containing protein. Bases 1 to 2556 code for a protein of 851 amino acids. The record is from RefSeq and is a predicted model, not a curated record. Gene Ontology annotation, molecular function: ATP hydrolysis activity; ATP binding; DNA replication origin binding. The transcript has 5 exons. Gene Ontology annotation, biological process: DNA replication; DNA replication initiation. Gene Ontology annotation, cellular component: nuclear origin of replication recognition complex; nucleus. Lineage: Eukaryota; Fungi; Ascomycota; Sordariomycetes; Hypocreales; Ophiocordycipitaceae.